Hibiscus syriacus is the source of this 2234-nucleotide messenger RNA. RefSeq lists its product as uncharacterized. The transcript has 7 exons. NCBI's taxonomy places the organism in Eukaryota, Viridiplantae, Streptophyta, Magnoliopsida, Malvales, Malvaceae. The coding region runs from base 104 to 2185 and encodes 693 amino acids. The record is from RefSeq and is a predicted model, not a curated record.
UCUCUUUACAGACACAAAAUAUAUAUAAUAUAAUUAUUUUUGAAUUUUUUUCUCUAAUAAGCCAAGUAGAGAUUAGACAUAGAGGAGAUUUUACAAUGCUAGAAUGGCUCAGUACAGGCAACAGUAUCAAUACAGCAAUGGAACGACGUCAGAUCACGUGGCCAUUGGUGUUCGAGGAGGUGGAGGAGGCGCCAGCAACAAGGCAGCUCGAUGUCGCCGAUCGGGACGCGCCGACAGGAGCCGCCGAAUCUUCUUCGGUUCUCUCGUCGUUGUUUUGAUCCUCGUGCUUGUUGUAACCGUUCUCGUAUACUAUUACAUCUCUUCUGAUAAUAAUGACAAUCGUAAAGAUUUAAUUAGUUACCAAUCCGAGGAUGAUGAUUUGAAGGGUGAUUCUGAUUUCCUCACAAAUGUGACACGAAUAGAAAAUUUUAAAAUCCUUAACUUUGGCAAUGGUUCUGUAUCACAUGGUCGUGAUUCACGAUAUUGGGAUAGGGAUGAUAGGAGAAGGGAUGAUGAUUACAAUGAGGAUGCGGUAGAGAACAAUAUAACGGAUUCUAGAGAUGCGUCUCUUGAUGGUGACCAUGUUCCCACGAAAGUAAAGAAUAAGAAGGGCGGGCCCCUUGAUUCUGAUAGGAACAUGGAUCGUAGAGUUGUUGGGUUGUACAAUGAAGCUGGGCGCAAUGAAUUAAAAAUGUUCGAAGCAGAAUAUGAGGCAUCUCUGAAGAAUGGGGGCAAAUCAAAAAAAGAACUUGGAAAUAUUCACCAGCUUUUUGACAUUAAGGAAUUACGUGAGGAGGUUGAUGAUGCUGAUGACCAGUAUAAUGAUGGCAUUGAUUCUAGUGAUACUCAAAAGGAUGAAUAUGAUGAUUUUACUCGUGACAAGGACUACAUUUUAGAUGAACCAAAAUCUCAUGAUGAGAAUGUUAAUGAGUCCUCUACCUCCUUCAAUGCUAAAACUAACAAAGAACAUAUUGUUAAAGAGGCUAAGGAAGAAUCCACUUUAUCUAGAGAGACCUCCCAAGAUGUUGUUGAUGGUUCCUUUAGUCGUAAAUCUGGAAAAAGCCCAAAAACAGGUUCAAAGAAAAAGCCAAGGCGCCGGAAAUUUUCAGGUUCUUGUGAGAUUAAAUUAAUAAAUUCAACACACCUUGUGGAGCCUGUAGAAAGUAGAAAGUUUGCACGAUUUUCCUUACAGUAUACACAAGUGGAGGAGAAGCCUGAUGGAGAACAAUGGAUACCUAGAUUUGCUGGGCAUCAGAGUUUACAAGAACGUGAAGAAUCUUUUUUGGCACGCGACCAAAAGAUAAAUUGUGGGUUUGUUAAAGGUCCACAAGGAUAUCCAAGCACUGGCUUUGAUCUGGCAGAAGAUGAUGUGAAUUAUAUCAGCAGGUGCCACAUUGCUGUCAUAUCUUGCAUUUUUGGAAAUUCAGAUCGCUUGAGGACACCUGCUGGCAAAAUGGUCACUCGUUCCUCAAGGAAAAAUGUCUGCUUUGUUAUGUUUGUGGAUGAACUUACGAUGCAAACACUUUAUUCAGAAGUUCAAACACCUGAUGGUGGUUUUAUUGGUUUAUGGAAGAUAGUGGUUGUAAAGAAUCUUCCUUAUGAUGAUAUGCGCAGAGUGGGAAAAAUACCAAAGAUGUUACCGCAUCGACUAUUUCCUUUUGCAAGGUACUCAAUCUGGUUAGACAGCAAACUGCGUCUACAACGUGACCCCUUACAACUCCUGGAUUACUUCUUGUGGCGAAAAGGUCACGAGUAUGCCAUUUCUAAUCACUAUGACCGUCAUUGCCUAUGGGAAGAGGUUGCACAAAAUAAGAAGCUAAACAAGUAUAAUCAUACAGUCAUUGAUGAGCAAUUUGAAUUCUAUCAGGCCGAUGGACUGAAAAAAUUCAACGCUUCUGAUCCCAAUAAGCUUCUUCCUAGCAAUGUGCCUGAAGGUUCUUUUAUUGUUAGAGCACACACCCCAAUGUCGAAUUUGUUCUCAUGUCUUUGGUUCAACGAGGUUGAGCGGUUCACUCCCCGUGAUCAGCUAAGUUUCGCAUAUACAUACCAGAAGUUGAGAAGGACGAAUCCCGACAAACCCUUUUAUCUUAACAUGUUCAAGGACUGUGAGAGGAGAGCCGCAGCAAAGUUGUUUCGACAUAUAUCGGAUGAGAAGAGAAAUGUUCAACAAAAGGCAACAGUGUAAAAUGUAUGUUGUAUUAUCAAGCCUUAGCUGUUGAAUAUAAAAAAGAAAA